Molecule: messenger RNA, 1929 nt
Organism: Grosmannia clavigera kw1407
Lineage: Eukaryota; Fungi; Ascomycota; Sordariomycetes; Ophiostomatales; Ophiostomataceae
Product: major facilitator superfamily transporter
Exons: 2
Coding region: 1-1929 (642 amino acids)
Biological process (GO): transmembrane transport
Cellular component (GO): membrane
Molecular function (GO): transmembrane transporter activity
Source: RefSeq, a predicted model, not a curated record
AUGAUGCACCAGCUUAUCAGCAUCGAGUCCUCGUCGGCUCCAGCUCUGGAAACGACGUCGACGUCGACAGAUACCCGUCAAUUCGAUGUCCCUACACGGCCGGCUAAGGCCAUCUCCCGCAUAUACGCAGCCGUGCCGCUGAAGGAGUCCAGCGCCAGAGAGUAUGAGCAGCGCAGCAAUCGGGAGGCCUUUGAUGCCAGCGACCUCGAGCGCAGUCGUCCGGUGACGCCUACCGGACUGGGAGAUAUCGAAGAUGACGAUCCCGGCAGCCCAGGCAGCCCCGGCCGUAACGGCAACGGCUUGAGCGGCGACGAGGCCGAUGGAGUGGAGGCCCUGCAGAGCAUCUGGGAUCCGUACAUGAAUCGCUUCCGUCUGGCGACCAUCUCGCUCAUCAACUUUGCCAACGGGCUGAACGACAGUGCCGCCGGUGCUGUUCUCCCCUACAUUGAGAGGCACUUUGGCAUUGGCUAUGCGAUUGUGUCGCUCAUUUUCGUUGGCCUCGCCCUUGGCUCUAUCAUGGCUGCGCCCGUUGUGGAUUUAAUCCGUCGUCGCCUCGGACGUGGCCGCACGCUUGUCUUCUCGCAGCUGCUCAUGGCUGCCGGCUGCAUCCCCAUCCUCACGACGAAGGCGCCGUUCCCGGCCAUCGUCAUCGGCUACUUCGCUGUCGGUUUUGGCGAGGCCCUCAACCUGGCCAUGGGCAACACCUUCUGCGCGAACCUGCGCCAGACCACCGUCGCCCUUGGCCUGAUGCACGGUUCAUACGGCAUCGGCGGCAUUUCUGGCCCUCUUAUUGCCACUGCCCUGGCCGUGGCCUCCGGAGCGGCCGCCAAUCCGGACAACAAGACUGCAGCCGCCUACUCGUAUUACUACUUUGUGCCGUGUGGCAUCAUGUUAUUUACAGCCGUUGCCGCUGGCUGGAGCUUCGCGGGCUACGAGAAGGACGACAAUAAUCAAGUUGGUGCGGCCUUGGAACUGUCCAACGCUGGUGUGCUGACGGAGUCUCCGUCUUUGUCUCAGCAGCGGCAGCAACGGACUCUCGGCCGGAACUGGCGCGGACAUUCACGCGCUGCCUCGCAGGCAGCCUCACGAGCCCCGUCGCCUGAGUCACUGUCCCUCGUACCGACAUCCUCGCGGCCUGCGCCGACACCGCUGCAGGCGUCCACGGUCAACCCGACGCCGGCCAUGUCAUACUCAUCCACCACACGGUUCAUGACAGAACCUGUCGGCCGCGCGUGCACCCCGAUUCCCGCUGCAGCCGCCAUCUCUGCUGCUGCUAAUUCUGCCAAUGGAUCGACGCGCGCUCGGCAACGGCCACAGCGUCCACAUAUGUCUCCCUUCUUGGCAGUGUUCUCGGCGCGCAUGUCCCGAGUUGUCCUUCUGGGCGCGUUGUUCAUCAUGUGCUACCAGGGCGCCGAAGUGUCGAUUGCCGGCUGGGUGACAUCGUUCCUAAUUGCCGAUCGUGGUGGUCACGAGCCCAACGUCGGCUAUGUCACGUCUGGUUUCUGGGGUGGCAUCACGCUCGGUCGGUUCCUGUUGGCCGGGCCUGCCCACCUGAUUGGCGAGCGUCGUGCUGUGUAUCUUUGUGUUGUCGGCUCGGCUAUAUUCGAGCUUCUGGUGUGGUUCGUUCCCAACGUCAUCGGGGAUGCCGUUGCCGUUGCCAUUGUCGGCCUGCUGUUGGGACCCGUCUACCCGUGUGCGGCCGCGGUUCUGAUGCGCAGCAUGAACCACCGCGAGCGCGUGACUGGCAUCGGCAUCACAGCUGCGUUUGGUAGUGCUGGCGGUGCUGCGGCGCCCUUCAUCACAGGCGUGCUGGCCCAAGCGGUUGGCACGUUCGUGCUGCAUCCCAUAGCCCUGGCGUUGUUCGCCUUUAUGAUUGUGUUUUGGUACAAUGUGCCGGUAUUGCGGAAGCCGACUGAGUUAAAACUAUAG